AUGGCUGCCGUCGCUGUCGCCCUGAGCAACGCCAACUGGGCGCCCGACACGGAGGGGGAGAAGCAGUUGAAGGCGGCUCUGGAGGGUGCCCUCAUCUCAUCGCCCAGCUCGGUCGUUACCAAAGCCCCUGACGGAAAGAAGAACCGCUUUAUCCUUCAGACUCAAGGGUACCACGACUUAUACCUUUAUGUCGUGGAAGGCAUCAAGCUUUGCAGUUCGAAGGAAGAAUUUGAGAAAACAUUCAAGAAGUCGACCUUCGCCGUGGUAGACAAAAUCGAUACAUCGGCUUACAACCUCCUCCGCGACACAACCGUCAACGUCGCUAAGCAUUGUAACGAGUUCAAUACCAAUGGACUAGGAAGGCUUACGACAUCCGCCAACGGAGCCAUUGCCUAUGCAGACCAUUGCAUUGGCUUGAUCAAGGAAAAGGCCGAUAUCAGCCUGUACGAAGCGUUUCAGGUUCUCCUGGACGAAAAGUAUGCGGCCGCGCCCAAAGACGACGUGUUUGAGGAAGCCGUCGAGAGUGCAACGUUGGCAGUGAAGACCCUCCAAAAGUCAGCAAAGCAAAAGGGCGAGGACGCCAAGGCCAUGGUAGACUUGCUCCAAGCCUUCUACACAGAGACAGAUAACGACAAAAAAUCUGUUGCCACUAUUGAGCAGCAGUUCCUGAAGGGUCCGAUAGACCCCGUGACCGGGAAACCCGUCCUGAAGCCAGAUGGCACGCCUCAAGAGCCGUACAGCGAGGUCAUGAACAAGGAACUCACACGCCUAAUGAAGGAAAUCAGCGACUCGAUCACGAUCAAGGAUAAGGAAUAUGACAAAUGGGACGCUGCGAAAAACAAGGCCAUCACUUACGGCGUGUUUGGCGUGUUCUGCGGUUGGCUCUGGAUCGGCAGCGGCAUCGAGACGGACCGAGCCAUCAAGGCAAAGAACAAGUACGACGAAAUGGUUGCACUGAUCGCCAAGGACAACGAAGAUAAGGCCGACUUGGUCCGCGUACUCGAGCUCGUGAGGGCUCUCGUCACUCACUUCCAGGCCCUGCUGCCAAAGAUGGAGGUGGCCUUGAAAGCCACGCUGGAGCUGAAAAACCUGUUCAAUGAGCAGGAUCUCAACUUUCAACUUAUCCUAAACAGCCUGGGUGAUCUACAGACCGGCGUGUCUGCAAAGGCGUUGAAGUCCAGGAAGAACUGGAUCAACACAGCUCUGGAUGAAGCGGUGGAAAAGUUCAAGGAAAUCAAGGAGCUUGGAGAAGAAUUCAAGCGAAGCGCCACACCCACGAUUACGGAGCUCUGA
This is a messenger RNA of Dichotomopilus funicola, 1293 nucleotides long. RefSeq lists its product as uncharacterized. NCBI's taxonomy places the organism in Eukaryota, Fungi, Ascomycota, Sordariomycetes, Sordariales, Chaetomiaceae. The transcript is spliced from 7 exons. The coding region runs from base 1 to 1293 and encodes 430 amino acids. The record is from RefSeq and is a predicted model, not a curated record.